Molecule: messenger RNA, 1710 nt
Organism: Ilex paraguariensis (yerba mate)
Lineage: Eukaryota; Viridiplantae; Streptophyta; Magnoliopsida; Aquifoliales; Aquifoliaceae
Source: the annotation of a GenBank genome assembly
AUUUUGCCCUCCAAAGAAAUGGGUCAUUACUCAGUGGCCCACAUUUGCCAGAGCUUGAGCCGCCUAGCAACUCUCCGGCGUAAUUCGCCGGUCACGAUUUUUGGUAACCGGCGAAAGACAGGUGAGCAGUUCGUGGAGGGAGUGUUGGGCCUGGCCCGUGGGCUUGUCGAUUUAGGCCUCAAGCCCGGAGACGUCGUCGCCAUCUCUGCUCUCAACAGUGAUUUGUAUAUGGAGUGGUUGCUGGCUGUUGCAUCUGUUGGAGGAAUAGCUGCUCCACUCAAUUUCCGAUGGAGCUUGGAAGAGGCAACAUUGGCAAUGGAAUUAGUGAGACCAAUAUUGUUGGUGACUGACAAGAGUACUAGUUACUGGCAUUCAAAGUUCCAGACUGAUUCUCUACUUUUUCUGAGGUGGCAUGUCUUAAUGGAUGGCUCUACAGCAUUCAGUAGCUCAUCAAACAUAUUAACUACUGAAUCGCUUAAGAAGCCUUCUGAAAGAUCUUUAUCAGUCAAUUACAUUUGGGGUCCUGAGGGUGCCACUUUAAUAUGCUUCACCUCAGGAACCACUGGAAGGCCUAAGGGAGUUGUCAUAAGCCAUUCUGCUUUAAUUGUACAAUCCCUAGCAAAAAUUGCAAUUGUUGGUUACAGUGAGGAUGAUGUUUAUUUGCAUACAGCUCCAUUGUGCCACAUUGGUGGAAUUUCAUCAGCAAUGGCUGUGCUAAUGGUAGGAGGUUGCCAUAUCUUGAUGCCAAAAUUUGAGGCUAAAUCAGCACUUGAAGCCAUAGAGCAACACCAUGUGACUUCUCUGAUCACUGUCCCUACAAUAAUGGCUGAUUUAAUCUCACUAAUUAGGACCAAGGAAACAUGGAACGGAUUAGAAACAGUGAAAAAGAUUUUGAAUGGAGGUGGAGGUCUCUCAGUCGAGCUUAUCAAAGCUGCCACUGAAGUUUUCCCGAGAGCCAAACUUCUUUCAGCUUAUGGCAUGACAGAGGCAUGUUCUUCUCUAACUUUCAAGACCCUCUACGACCCAACAAGCAAUAACUCUGGCCAAUCCUUUCAACUUAAUAGUGAUAAGAGAUCCAGUAUAGUUAAUCAACCAGCGUGUGUGUGUGUUGGAAAACCUGCACCACAUAUUGAAUUAAAGGUGGUUGUCGAGGAUUCUUCUCAUGUUGGGAGGAUAUUAACGAGGGGCCCCCAUGUGAUGCUCGGGUAUUGGGGUCAAAUUUCAACCAGAGCUUCCAAUCCUAGUGAUGCAGGUUGGCUUGAUACAGGUGAUAUAGGGCAGAUAGAUGAUAAUGGUAAUGUAUUGCUCUUUGGACGUACUAAAGGUCGAAUCAAGAGUGGUGGUGAGAAUGUUUACCCUGAAGAGGUAGAGGCUGUCCUGUCUCAACAUCCAGGUGUUUCUGGCAUUGUUGUUGUUGGACUUCCAGACCCUCGUUUGACAGAGAUGGUAGUUGCUUGUAUUCAAUUAAAAGACAAUUGGCAGUGGGCUGAUUUGAGUUCUGAUCACCCAGCUGAAAACAAAGACCUAAGCUUGUCAAGUGAGAUCCUCCAGAACUUUUGUAGAGAAAAGAAUUUGACUGGGUUCAAAAUACCCAAAAGUUUUAUCUUAUGGAGGUACCCAUUUCCAUUCACAUCAACUGGAAAAUUGAGAAGAGACCAGAUUAGAAGAGAAGUUACGUCUCAUGUGCAGUUCUUGCCCAGCAGGCUAUAA